Molecule: messenger RNA, 606 nt
Organism: Verruconis gallopava
Lineage: Eukaryota; Fungi; Ascomycota; Dothideomycetes; Venturiales; Sympoventuriaceae
Exons: 3
Coding region: 1-606 (201 amino acids)
Source: RefSeq, a predicted model, not a curated record
AUGGCGCACGACACAAUCACACCGGCCGAGCUGCUUGAGUUGGCCCGUGAGAGUCCAAUUCGAAGCCUUGAGGCUCUCCAGCAGACACUCCCACUCCGUCAAGAACCCGGGAAAUGGAAUUCGGUUGAUCAAUCGAGCUAUCCACCGAUUGGGCACGAGAACGGAACUGAGGGUGUGAACGGUACCCAGUCGUCAACGCGAAAGCGCCGCGGGCGACCAGCUAAGAAGCCAACACCUCAGCCACCUGAGGAGGCUCUUUCGCCUUUGUCUAACGAGGAGGAAAGCACGAAGCGGAUAAGACUGUCCAGCCCGAUUGAAGAGGUCUCCAAUCCCAAUCCUGGGGACCAGCCUUCUCCCAAACCUUUUACUUCGGAUAACACUCUUAUUCUCUUCCAGGCUGGGCUGGUCAAUGAAGUCGUUAGCAGUACCCAAAAUUUUACCAGGCUCUGGAGACAAAUUAGGGAUAUUCAUCAAGAACUAACCGACGUACUUCAGACACUGAGUGAGCCACUCCAGAGGCUUCAGGACAUGCAAAAGGAUGUCCAGAAGAUCCAGAAGGUGCAAAGCGAGGUUCAGAGGAUCAUGACUUUUCUACAUGGUAGCUAA